Oenanthe melanoleuca is the source of this 2235-nucleotide messenger RNA. It is a transcript of the gene DHRS9, whose product is annotated as dehydrogenase/reductase 9. Lineage: Eukaryota; Metazoa; Chordata; Aves; Passeriformes; Muscicapidae. The transcript has 6 exons. The coding region runs from base 1 to 1137 and encodes 378 amino acids. The record is from RefSeq and is a predicted model, not a curated record.
AUGCCUGGCAGGUCAUUCUACCCAUUGCAGAGUCCUGACUUCCGGAGUUUUGCACUGCCUGCAAAGUGGGGGGUGAAGGAAUCCAAAGCACACACAGGCCCCAGAAUUCACCCCAGUCUGAAAUUCUUUGGCCUCUCAGUUUCAGACUCACUGCACAUAGCAAUUUUGGCUUCCAUACUUUCUCUUACCAUUUACUGGAUCAUCAGAGACAGAUACAGAGUGAGAAAUCUGAAUGGAAAGCAUGUCUUCAUAACAGGCUGUGACACUGGACUUGGAAACUCACUGGCUAAAUGGCUUGACAAAAAGGGAUUUUGUGUCAUUGCUGCAUGUGCCACCAAAAAAGGAAGCCAAGAGCUACAGUCCUGCUCUUCACUCUCACUGAAGACAGUGAAUCUGAACUUGGCAGACUCCAACAGCAUUGCCAGGGCUGUGGUGUUUGUGACUGAACAGACAGCUGGCAAGGGGCUUUUUGGUUUGGUGAGCAAUGCUGAAGGAACAGCACCCGUAGGACCCACUGACUGGCUGAGGAUUGAAGACUUCCAUUCAGUCCUGGACGUUAGCCUGCUGGGAUUGAUUGAAAUCACACUCAAGCUUCUGCCACUUCUGAAAAAAGCUGAGGGAAGAAUUGUCAAUCUAAUUAAUGCCAAAGGCCUCAUGGCUUUUGUAGGCGGUGGCUACAGUCUGUCCAAAUGGGGCAUGGAAGCUUUCUCUGACACCUUACGGAAGGAAAUGCAGCAUUUUGGAGUGAAAGUAAGCAUUGUUGAGCAUGGUUUCUUUAAGGCAGAAGAAGUUAAUUCAGAUAUCAUUGAGAAAUACCUCUUCAAACUUUGGAACAGAUUGACUUCUGAGAUCAGGGAUUCCUAUGGAGAAAAAUACUUAAUUGAAUAUAUAAAAGCCCAAAGAUCAUCAGUGAAAAGACUGUGUGACUAUGAUAUUUCUAAUGUCAUAAAAUGCAUGGAACAUGCCCUGAUAGCAAAGUAUCCCAGGACACGAUACAGAGCUGGAUGGGAUGCAAAGUUCUUCUGGCUGUUUCUCUCCUAUGCCCCAAGCUGUUUGUCUGAUAUGCUGUUGCGCAUUACAUUUCCAGCUCCAGCAGAGAGCAGGAGACCAGUUCAUGGAGUUCUAAUUAAUGUCUAGUAUUAAAACAGAAUCAUCUGUGCAGAAAUAAAUGUUUAUCCUAUCAAAACUAGAUGUCCUCUUCUCUACCAGUUACAAGACUGUUAAAAUACUUUUCAGAAGACACUUUCUCCAUCUCUUAUCCCAUCUUACCUGAAAUUCUGAGUUCACAGGUAGGCUUGUAAAUCCAGCAUGUUUUUGAAGGCUGUUGCUCAAAAAUUAUGCCCCUAUAGGAUCUGCAUUCAUAAAAUCUUCAGCUGCAAAGCUAGUUAAUACUAUUCACACAUGACAUGAAGUCAAAUAAUGACAAAGUCUAGCUAUUGCAGCAUAUUCCAGAAAUUACAAUUAUAGUAUCUGAAUCCUUGAUUAUUGAAUUCUGCAGAAAAAAACACAAGUAAUUUUACAGAUAUACAAUUCUAGGGAAAAUCAAAUCUCCACGGUUCUAUGCAACCAGAGUAUCAAAAUGCAUAUUUUAACUUCCUUCCUAAUAUUAAUAUAGUUUAUGGGGAAAAUACAAAAACAAUAUGCAUUCAUGUUAUGUUUCAUCCUCAGUGUGUUUUGCAAGUUAAAUGGAACAUUAUUUCAUUUAUCAGAUGAAAUAGGUCAUUUGUGUAGGUUACAGGAAAUUAUUUCAGUUGUACAGAGCGGGUUCAGAGUGGCAAAACAUAAGUUGAGGUUACUGUGCCUUUUGUACACUAUAUCUCUCAAGCUGUUGGGCAGAGGCUCACAAAUCAGUGCUCCAAGAGAUAUUAAAAUUAAAGGGGUAAAGGUUUUAUUUGCUGAAGUGCUGUGAUGGUGAUUAAUCAUUAAUGUAAAAUUCAAUUAAGCUUAAAAAAAUACCAUGUGCAGGUCAGAACUCCAAACAUAAGAAAAGAAGUUUCAUCACUGUAUGUGAGAGUGUGUGUGUGUUUGCAAUGGGCAAUAAAAGGGCAGUAUGUAAAAAGUGUUAAUAACCUUUAAGUAUUUAAUUGAAGUUCAAUUCUUUAGCAAAUGGCUUCAAGAAUAAAUUUAUUUUACUUCAUUUCAUAAUAAAUACCUGCUGAGAGAGAAAUCUUUCUAUCUGGCCUGGCAGCUCUAAAGAGAAUGUACAUGAAAAAAUUAAUGGUAUAAUUUAGCAAC